GUCUCUCUUCUCGAUAUCCAUGUCGACACGCCCUCGAGUGCCUUGAACGACGAUCCACUGUUCGAGAUCCUCGAAGCCGGUACAGGUCAUGGAGCUUUGACCUUGCAUCUCGCCCGAGCCAUUCAUGCCGCGAACCCACCUCUGCCGAAGACUCCCGACUACACCGUCAAUGUAGAAGAACCAGAAGAUGCUGUGUACCUGGGUGAGUCUAUAUCAGAUCUCCAGGAAACAACUAUAGAGUCGUGGAAACCCUGUAGACGCGCCAUUGUGCACACGCUGGAUAUCUCAAGCAAGCACUCGAAGCAUGCAAAGAAGAUUGUUCAGGGCUUUCGACAUGGGCUCUAUGCCGGCAACGUGGAAUUUCACGUAGGAGAUGCUUCUGCAUGGAUUGCUUCGCAGAGAGUGAUCAGGCAGACUGAUGAGCCUUUCUUGAAUCACGUAUUCCUGGAUUUGCCCAACGCCGAAGCACAUCUGGCAAACGUAGCACCAGCAUUGCGUGUGAACGGGCUACUUGCUGUAUUCAAUCCAAGCAUCACACAAAUUGCGCAAUGUGUGGAGAAAAUUCGUGAAGAGAAGCUGCCGUAUCUACUUGACCAAGUCGUUGAACUCGGUGCGGGUAUGAUCCGUGAGUGGGAUGUCAGGGCGGUCAGACCAAGAUCGACACUGAAGAAGCCUGACGCCAGGGAGUCGCCAGAGGCUUCAGAUGCAGAGUCCAUUGAUCCGGUCAAGGGCCAAGAGGCAAGAGACGGUGAGUUGGCAGAGAAUCUGGCCAAAGAGGAAGAGAAAUGGGCCAUGGUUUGCCGCCCAAAGGCAGGCCAGAUGGUGGUGGGCGGUGGAUUCCUGGCUUUGUGGAGACGCAUGGAACGCAUAGAACGCCCAAAGAGCAAGGAGCAGAGUGAAGAUGAGUCGAGUUAG
Macroventuria anomochaeta is the source of this 915-nucleotide messenger RNA. RefSeq names its product adenine-N(1)--methyltransferase. The record is from RefSeq and is a predicted model, not a curated record. The annotation marks the transcript as partial. Lineage: Eukaryota; Fungi; Ascomycota; Dothideomycetes; Pleosporales; Didymellaceae. Gene Ontology annotation, cellular component: tRNA (m1A) methyltransferase complex. Gene Ontology annotation, biological process: tRNA methylation. The transcript has a single exon.